Messenger RNA from Calliphora vicina (urban bluebottle blowfly), 6438 nucleotides. It is a transcript of the gene GEFmeso, whose product is annotated as Guanine nucleotide exchange factor in mesoderm. Gene Ontology annotation, molecular function: small GTPase binding; guanyl-nucleotide exchange factor activity. The coding region runs from base 1310 to 5983 and encodes 1557 amino acids. The record is from RefSeq and is a predicted model, not a curated record. NCBI's taxonomy places the organism in Eukaryota, Metazoa, Arthropoda, Insecta, Diptera, Calliphoridae. The transcript is spliced from 9 exons.
UUUAGGAGAUACGCUCUAACGAUCGGAUCGUUGUGGAAACAACAAAACAGUAAGAAGAAACUCAAUCAGUUGGAGUAAAUACGUCGCGCGAGUACGAAGAACGUAGCGCAUGAGUGUAAAUGAAAUUCAAAACUGAAAAGAAAAAGAAAAAUUGUUGUUUAACAAAGUGUGAAAUUAAAUAAAGUUUGUGUUUAAUAAUAAUAAAAAAAUAAACAAAAAUUGUUAUUAAAUUUGUUAUACAGACUAGUGUUAAAAAAUAAGAAAAAUUAAAGCAGUCAAAAUCCAAAAAGAAAAGCUUGAAUAAAACGUAACAACAUUCUGCUAAAAAGUUAAAAAACGCAUUGGAAUGUGUUUAAGCAACGUAAGCAUUGCAAAAGGAGCAAAAAAGCGUUAAAAAAAGUGAUCAAUUUGUGAAAAUCAAAGUGCAUUUUAUACUUGUAACCAGAGAAAACCCCCACCACCAACCAACCACCUCCACAAUGCAAUGAAUGCUUGAGAGUUCAGGCAUAAUAUGUUUGAAUACUACUAUGUAUGUGGUGUGUUUGAAGUUACAACAACAACAACUAUAACAACAAUAAACAACAAAAACUAAAGCAAAACAAAAACAGAAACAGAAAAUUAGAGGGGACCCCAUAAUUUGUACUCGCAUCGCACAUUGAAUUCAAUUCGAAUUGAAUUUGUUCGUUAGAUGUACAUAGUACGUUCUUUCUAAAUAUUAAACACUAAAGUGAGCCAAGUUCAAUAAAAGUACUUGAUCGUGUGUCAGUGUGUUUGUCAGUCAGUCAUUGUUAUCAAAUCAAAUGGUGCAAAAAAAGAAAAGCAAAUAAAAGAGUUGUUUCGCAUUAAUAAAGAUCAAGUCAUAUAGACAGUCAUACAUUCAUAAAAUAAAAUAAAUUUAAUUUAAACAUCAUCAUUAAUCUUAUUCUAAACUUGUAAUGUGAAUAAAACUAUAGAAAAUUAACUAUUGUACGACUAAAAAUAAUAAUAAAAGAAAAAAGUAUAAAAAGUAAAGAAAGAAAAGAAACGGUCUAAACAAAUGAUUAAGUGUUGUUUGUAUUGAAAGUGUAUUAAGUAAAUAAAUACUCAUAAAUAAAUAAAUUAAUGAAUAAAUAAUGACACCCUGUUUGUCAUACUAAUAUUAAUAGUGCAUUAUAAUAAAUAACAACAAAGAAUAUAUGAAUUAUAUUAUUAUUAUUACAAAGAGAUAGAAAAUAAAAACCCACAAUAAAUAUUAAUAAUACGAUUAUUGUAAAUAAAACAAUACAUCUUUAUCUGGAAAUAACGCUACGUAUUAAAAUAGAGAUAUACAAUGGAUAUAGAAUCUGAUGAUUCCGAGCGUUGGGAAGACUUUUUUGGUAGUUCCACAGAUUUAACACCCUCGCUAUUGGGUAUCUACGAUUCACUUACAACAAACUUAGAUACCACAUCAUCAACAUCAUCAUCAUUGACGACGACGACGACGACUAAUCAUAAAACCUUCAAUACCAACUCCACCUCCUUUUCAACAAACUGUGAUACUAGCAAAGAAACAAAUAUAGCUGGUGAGGAUCCACCACCCAGACCACCUUUGGAUGCUUAUCUCAGCCGUUUGGAGAAAUAUGCCAAACAGACUGAGCUAAAAAUUUCACGUACCUCUCGAGACUGUGAAGAGUUGGUGCCGCCUACGCCAUUGGCAAAUUCCAAUAGUGGCAGUGGUAGUUGCAGCAGUAGUUUAAGAGGCUCCCUAGAGUCUGUCUCCUCCAAUGGUGGUUCUGUAAAUAAACAUCGUUCCAACAUACGCAUACUGUCGGCUAAUGUCCAGCGUAUUAUUACACACUCAGAUGCUGAGGCAGUGGAUGCAGUAGAUAUUGAGGCCCUGCAACAUCCCACACGUUCUAGUACUCCCAUACAACAGCAACAUCAACGUUUUGCGAAAAAUACUUCCAGCUCUAAAAACAGCAGCCUCAGCAAUCAUAAACACAAGCUAUCCCAUAUACCGCUGUCUAAAACCACGGGUAAAUUAACCCAAACUGGCACAGAUUUGGUAGAGACUUUUAAUAACGGUUUGAAUGAGGACAGCGAAAACUUUAGACGUUUAAGAAAACCUGCCACGCCCGCCAUUUAUCCCCUGCCAGGAGUGGAUGAUGAUAAAACCCCCACUAAUCCCACAGCAUUUAGUUUUGAUAAACUGGGUGCCCGUAAGCUAAGUCUACCUAGAUGUAACUAUGAACAAGACUAUCUUCUAGCUGAAGCAACUGCUCUGGAGAGCAAGACCAAUAUGUCUUUGGAGUGUUUGCCUACAGAAAAUCCCAUAACAGAAACUAUAAAUUUUGCUGUGGUCUCACAAAAUCUUAAAAAUCUCACCUUAGCCGCCAACUCUAAGGAGUUGCAGGAACCCAGCAGCACCGAAGAACUUUUUAAAAUCCCCAACAAACCUGUGAUCUCACCCCAAAACAGCAAACGCAGUCCUAACCAUCAUCCCUUGUCAUAUGCUCGCUCCAAGAGUUUGGCCGCACGUGAUUUUGCCCAAAAGAAUAUUACCAUUAAACAUACCAAUACCCUGCCACGCUCACAAUUCCUCAAAGAUGAAGAACUGGAUGAGAAUCAAAUAUCAGCCGAAAGCUUGGAUCGUCUGUCGGACAUUAAGUCUAAGUUUUCACCCAAAGAAUCACGCAAAAUGUCCAGUUUAAUGUUGCCCGAUAUUGCCAAACUAAAACAUCGUCCCUUGUCGUCAUCCUCCAUAUGCUCCACCUCAUCUAGUUCGAGUUCCAGUUCGAGUACUGAUCAUAUCAGUGGUAAAUUGAAUACAUCGUAUUUGGCCAGUGUGGAGAGUUUAGCAGAUGAGCAUGAUAUAACGGAUCCUCACAGUGGCAUGACAGUGUUUGAAAGAGCUUGCAUGGAAAUUGUGGAUUCGGAGAGAAGUUAUGUUAAUGAUUUGGGUGAAGUUAUAAGAGGUUAUCUCUUGGAUUGGAAGGAACGUGCCUGCUUAAAACAAGAUGAUUUAGAUAUAUUAUUUUCCAAUAUACAAGAUGUUUAUCAAUUUAAUUCAGAAUUAUUAAUACAUCUCUCCGAUUCCAUAUUGGAUCCACUUAAAAUCGCCAAAUGUUUUAUUGAAUUAAAGGAAGGAUUUGAUGUCUACACUACUUAUUGCACCAGUUAUCCCGAAGCAAUAUCUCUACUUACCAAAUUACUACAGGCCACCCAUACCAAUGCUUUGUUGGCUUCCACCCAAAGAAUGUUGCAUCAUACACUGCCCUUGGGUUCGUAUUUGCUAAAGCCAGUACAAAGAAUAUUGAAAUAUCAUCUGUUAUUAGAUAACUUGCGCAAGCAUUGUGAUAUCAAGGAAGUUAUGCAGGCCUAUGAAAUAAUGCGUCAAGUGGCGCGCAAUAUAGAUCAGGUGAAACGUAAAUUGGAGCAACAAACCAGAGUUAAAGAACUGUCGGGCAUAUUAGAUGGCUGGUUGGGACCAGAACUCACCGUUUUGGGUGAACUACGUUUAGAGGGCAUUUUAAUGGAAAGUAAUAAACCUCGUAGGGUUUUACUGUUUGCCACUAUGCUGAUUAUAGCUAAAGCCAAAGAGGACAAUCGUUUGCAGUUUAAAAGUUACAUACAUCAAAACAAUCUCAUGCUGAGCGAACACUUGGCUGGUGAACCAACUAGCUUUUAUGUAAUACCAUACGAUGAACCGCGCCACCAAAUCAAGUUAACAGCCAAAAAUCGUGACCAGAAACGCCUUUGGACUCAACACAUUAAAAGUGUCAUACUCGAAAAAUUCGAUAACAUUCCAUUAAGAGCCAAAGAGCUGGUUUAUCAGUUGGGCGAUGAGGAAGAUCGCAGUGCUGACAAAAAUACCUGGAAAUGGAGUUUGCAUACAACCUCCUCUACACCCACUUAUUUGGAAAGACGCAAUCACUUUAGACGCAGCGAAAUGCGUAAUCGUUCUAAGACGAAACGUAAAACGAUUUCAAACACAAAUUCCUUGGAUGUGUUUAGUGAAACCACGCCCACUAAGGAUGCUAAGAAUUUAACCAAAUUGAUAUCCAAGAGUGCUGAAAGCAUCAAUGACAACUCAUUGGCUUCAAGGGAAUCAGCGGUACUUGAGGAUAUUGUGCUAAGAUCCCAGGAAGAGGUAGACAACUGUAAAUGUGUUAAAAACCAAAAAUGUAAAUGUUGUGUCAAUCGAGAUAAAGACACAGCCAGUAAAUCGGCCCGGCAAUCGCACAAAACAUUUAGAUUCGGCAGUAAACCGUUAAAGGAACGCAGCAAGUCGGUGCCUCGCAUAAGUUUGCACAUAGAACAUUUUGAAAAAGUGGCCAGUGAGCAGGGCAAAGAAGUAGCCGUAACAACUGCCAAAGAGGCCAAAACAGUGAUUGAUGUAAAUCAAAACAACAGUAAAAACACAUGCACUAAACGUCUGUCUUCCCUAAAACGACAAAAGAAUAAAACAAAGGAGACGUCUACAUUCUACAUGGCUCUCAGUGAAUUUGAAGAUGCCAGUGAUACGGUUUUGAAAAUCACAGAAUCUUCGGAAAAUAUUUUGCACAAUGGCAAAUCCGAAGACAAGGAAUUGAGCAAGGAAAUGGCCAAAUCUACUAAUUUCCUACCCGAUGUUGUAAUGAAAGGCAAUUUAGAGGAGGAAAAUCAUGUAAUGUCUACUUCUUUUACAUUAACGCCCGCUGAUAAAGCCAAACAUGAUGCGGAAAUUGUAUUGGAUCUACUUAAGAACAGCAAGGAGUUUGAUAAACUGUAUGCCAAAAUACAAAAGAAACGUUCUUUGGAAAAAACUUUACAAUCUUCAAAGAGCCUUGACUUUAAAUUCAAUAAAACCGUGGACAGACUGGAAUUGCCGCCCGAAUUGCCACCCCGUCCUCCCUCCAGAUCUCCACCACCUUUGGAGAAUGAAAAAGACUGCAUGGAAUACAAGUCAUUGACUCUGGAAACAGAAGAUGAACCCAUAUAUGAAAGUCUUUUACGAAACGUACAUGUGCCCUACAAAUUCUCACCGCCUUUGGGACGCUCCAAGUCUGUGCAAUAUAAUAAGUGCAAGGAAAACAAGCAACCUAGUCCACGACCAGAAUCUGAUUAUGUAACUUUGGUGUAUACGGCCGAGGGUAUUUUACAAAAUGUAGGCGGUGAAGCAGUCCAUAAAUCUCCUACAAAAACCGAAAGUAAUUUAAGUCAACACAGUUCAAAUGCCUCGUCUACCACCACCCUUAAGGAAAGGGAUAGUUUUAACAAUGAGCUACCCAGUGAACAUAAUUCUUUGGAUUGUUCGGCUCAAAUGUCGGCCAGUUAUCACUGCAGUCCCAUUUACAGCUCUAUUAAUGAAGUUAAUCCUAAUCGCAGCAAUACUCCUCGCAGUCUGCUGAAACGUUUAUGGAGCAAUUCCACUCUGAUAGGGGAAGAUUUGUCUGCCAAUCGUCUAAGUCGUUCUGUUCAUAAUUUAGAGCGCCGAGGUUCGGAUAGUUUUGAAGUGGACAGACAUUCUAUACUACAUCUACCAGGCAGUGAGACUAUAGGUGAACGCAUGGCCCAUGUGGACUAUGCCGAUCCGCGCACUCUCUUCAACAUUAUCAAAUACGAUGAUCCGAAUCAAAUGCAAAGAGAUUCUGUAUUAUCUUUAACCUCUUCCAAUGACAGUGUGUGUGAGCAUAAGCCUGAUAAGGGAAAAUACAAAGAUGCUACCAACAGCUUUGAGUAUGAGGACAGUGUUGAAGCCUGUUUGGAAAAUGAUUUUCGCGAUUCGGCCAUUUAUAGUGAUGACAACGACAGACGUUUAGAUAAAUCAAACUCUUUUCGUAACAGUAAAAAUCCUCCUUUAAAACCCAAACCAGCUUAUGUGCCACCUCUUCCCCUUAAAACACCCUUAAAACCUGCCGAAUCGAAUAAGGAGUUUACAACAGCCAAACCAGCCGGACCAGGCGUUAUUAUAUGUCCGCCCAAUUUAAGCCCCACCAGCACCAGAAGUUGGGUUCUAAAACAAAUAGAUAAUUUUAGUAAAUAAAACUAAACAAAACUAAAUUUAAUGCAAUAAACAUUUCAUUCUAAACAUUUAAGCGUUGCCAUAUCUAAUUGAAAAUUAUUUAGUGUUAAAUUAAAUUUAAUUAACGAAAAAGAAUUGUUUGUCAAUAUCCAAAGACUAGGGGCUUUGAUCUACUCUUAUCAAAUGCCAUUAAUGUUAAAACUUCUUUUUUUUAUUACGAUUAACUUUUAUGAAAUUUUAUUACAUAUAAAAUAUGUAUUAUUAUAUUUCUGUUUAAAUUAAGUAUUAAUAUGUUAAGAUCUAUUACCUGUAUUUGCAACUUGCAUAAAAAAAGUCUGGUGGUAAAAAUCUAUUUGAAAAUUUAUAUAAAAUUUUUGCUUGUUUUACAUUAGUUGUAGCCAAUUUUUAUAUAAAUUUAUUACAAAAUAAAAACAUAAAACAAAGUAACUUAAUGAAUACUUAACGAAAAAUAUAAA